UCUCAGAAGAAGAAGAUCUGAAAGUUCGAGUGCUCAUUUCGAUGUUCAUCAUGAGAGAGCAGGUGGAUGUGAUCUGCUGUAAAUCAGUAGGAACUGAUCUGUCCAUGCUGGAUAUUGAUGAUUUCAUCACAGAAAUCUCUCAGCUGAAGAAAGAGUUGACAUCACUGAAGACAAAACUGAUGGAGAGAGAACUCUUUUCACACUGUACCCGUUUAGAGCGAGUUAAAGUUGAGAUUGAGCUGGAAAAUAUUUCCUGUCAAUCUUCAGUGUGUGUGACUGAUGGGACCUCCACAGAAUGUCAAGAUUCAGUGUGGAGCGGCAGAGAUCAGUCCACACCACAGUGGCUGCUGGACAAACUCUCUGAACAGAGAUCCAGAGACACACAGGACUCACAGCUCACUUUACUCUGUUCUACUGAUGCUCAGGAGAGUGUGUGUAACAGUAAUAAGUGUGUUCAAACCUCCACAGAGUCUCUGACUUCUGUCUGUAAUACUGGAGAACAGCAGAUGCUGCAGACACCAGUGAAGAUUGAAGUGAUGCAAAAGGAGCUUAAAGAAGAAAACACAGCAGAGGAACAAUGGAGUGGUGAAGAUGAUGAUGAACAGCAGAUGCUGAAGACACCAGUGAAGAUGUGUUCAGUGAAGCUGCUGGACUGCAGGAACCUGAUGAAGAUGAGAGGGAAGACUGAAGUGAAGCAGGAGGAGAUAAAAGAUGAAAACACAGUGGAGGAACAACAGAGAGAUGAAGAUAAUCAUGAUUUUAUUCCUUCAGAGCUGAAUGAAGUGGAGGAGAAACUUCAGGAUCAGAAACAUCAUGAUUUCACAACUGGAGAAAAAUCUCUGAGGGGCUCAAAAACUAACAAGAAUUUCUCACCAGAAAAGAAUCAAAGAAGAGCAGCCAAAAAUACUUUCACCUGCUCUCAGUGUGGAAAGAGUUUCACAUAUCAAUGCAAGCUUAAUACACACAUGAGAUUUCAUACAGGAGAGAGACCUUACUCGUGCCAUCAGUGUGGAAAAACUUUCACUACUAAAGGACAACUUAAUACACACAUGAGAAGUCAUACAGGAGAGAGACCUUACACGUGUCAUCAGUGUGGAAAGAGUUUUGCAAAUGUAUACUAUUUCAAGGAUCAUCUCCUCUUGCACUCUGGAGAAAGACCAUUUGAAUGUGAUCAGUGUGGUAAAACAUUUGUUUUGGAUUCAGGUCUUAGAAAACAUCUGAAAACUCACACAAAUGACAAGCCUUACAAGUGUUCUUUCUGUGGAAAAAGUUUUGCACACCUGAACUAUUUUAAAGAGCACCAGAAAACUCAUACUGGUGCAGGCGCUCAUAUGUGCUUUGAAUGUGGUAAGAUCUUUACUACAGCUGGCAACUUGAAACAGCACCAAAGAAUUCAUACUGGAGAAAAACCUUACAAGUGCUCACACUGUGGAAAGAGUUUCACUCAGUCAGAACACCUGAAAAAACAUGAGAGAAUCCAUACUGGAGAAAAACCUUACAAGUGUUCACACUGUGGAAAGUGUUUCACUCAGUCAUACAGCUUGAAAACACACGAGAGAAUUCAUACUAGAGAAAAACCAUACAUUUGCUCACACUGUGGAAAGAGUUUCAAUGGGUCACAUAACCUAAAACAACACGAGAGAAUUCAUACUGGAGAAAAACCUUACAAGUGCUCACACUGUGGAAAGAGUUUCACUCAGUCAGACAACUUGAAAAUACAUGAGAGAAUCCAUACUGGAGAGAAACCAUACCACUGCUCGUCAUGUGGGAAAUGUUUCAGAGCAUCAAGUGCUCUAUGGAAACAUGUAAAAAAGUAUUGCCCAGGUAGUCACAGUGAGCAGAAAUCAUCUUCAGGUCCAACAAGAUCUUGUAAAUAGUUGGAAAUUCAGAUAACUAAAAGACCUUUAUAGCACAUGUACAGUACAUUACCCAGAUGUCUAUUUGAUGUGUGUUUACAUCUAGAAGACAUAUUUUUUGGGUUGUUUGUUCAUCUGCAAUACGUCUAUAAGGUGUUCAGCAGAUGUCUUUGAGAUGUUUGGGAUUUAGAUUAUUUGUAAAUCUGAUCUUUUUCACAUGUUUAGCAGUUGUUAAUUUGAUUGUGAUGCUUUCCAGAUGAAAAAAAUCUAAAACGGACUAUUUAGGAUGCAUCUCCUGUGACCACUUGUGGAAAAAAAAAGGACAUUUAAGGAACGUCUUUGUAUUAAUUUAGGAAACUUGUUUGUGUGUGUGUGUACUGUAUAGUACUGUGCAAAAGGUUUAGACACUUAAGAAAAAUGCUGUAGAGUAAACAAGGAAGUCCAUCUUGAUCGUGCUGCCCUAGAUGACUGGCUAGUUUGCCGAGAUGGAGGUGUCGGUUGAUGUUCUCUCCAGUUUGGGUAAGGUCCCAUUAGUUGCCAUCAAUGCCAUGGCAGCUCCAUUGCCACCAGCACUAUACUGUAUGCUAAAAACACAAGUUUUAUUUAUAUAGCAUCUUUUCAAAUAUCAAGAACCUUUACAAACAUUAUUUCCAUUUUUUUUAUGUUGUUUAUUUGUUGUGAUGUAAUAAGUAGCUUACCUCAGAAAAACGAACUCUCCUGCCAGUCGCAGUACAAGUAAAAAGUGUCUCAGAAAUA
Myxocyprinus asiaticus (Chinese sucker) is the source of this 2612-nucleotide messenger RNA. Its product is annotated as zinc finger protein 391-like. The transcript has 4 exons. Bases 42 to 1877 code for a protein of 611 amino acids. Gene Ontology annotation, biological process: regulation of transcription by RNA polymerase II. The record is from RefSeq and is a predicted model, not a curated record. Gene Ontology annotation, molecular function: RNA polymerase II cis-regulatory region sequence-specific DNA binding; DNA-binding transcription factor activity. NCBI's taxonomy places the organism in Eukaryota, Metazoa, Chordata, Actinopteri, Cypriniformes, Catostomidae.